Sclerotinia sclerotiorum 1980 UF-70 is the source of this 1599-nucleotide messenger RNA. RefSeq lists its product as hypothetical. Gene Ontology annotation, biological process: transmembrane transport; carbohydrate transport. The record is from RefSeq and is a predicted model, not a curated record. Gene Ontology annotation, cellular component: membrane. Bases 1 to 1599 code for a protein of 532 amino acids. The transcript is spliced from 2 exons. Gene Ontology annotation, molecular function: carbohydrate:proton symporter activity. NCBI's taxonomy places the organism in Eukaryota, Fungi, Ascomycota, Leotiomycetes, Helotiales, Sclerotiniaceae.
AUGGCACCUUAUUUUGGUAUGAGGGGAGGAUGGCUCACAUUCUGGGUCACUGUUGCUUGUGCAACAGAUAUGACUUUGUUCGGUUAUGAUCAAGGUGUUUUUGGUGGUGUUAUCGUAACUGAAGAUUUCCUGAAUACACUUAAUCUCAAUGGCAAGACCGCUCUAGUUGGAACAAUCACCGCUCUGUACGAUAUUGGUUGUUUCGUAGGCGCCAUUGCCGCCGUCGCUUUUGGUGAAAGACUCGGUCGUAAGAAAACCAUUCUCUGGGGAACAACAAUCAUGACCAUUGGAGCCAUUCUUCAAAUCGCCGCAUACGAUGUCCCAACAAUGAUUGUAGGUCGAAUCGUAGCUGGUAUCGGUAAUGGUAUGAACACAUCCACAGCACCCGUCUGGCAAUCCGAAACCUCCAAAGCGAGUCUGAGAGGUAAACUCGUCGUUAUCGAAAUGAUUCUCAAUAUUGCUGGAUUCUCCCUCAGUAAUUGGGUCACGUAUGGAUUUUCUUUCCUUUCCGGUCCCGUGACUUGGAGAUUCCCACUCGCUUUCCAACUGAUCUUCAUUAUAAUCCUCUUCGUUACUGUUCCAUGGCUCCCAGAAUCCCCACGUUGGUUAAUCGCACAUGGAAAAAUUGACGAAGGUCGUCAAAUCAUUGCUGACCUCGAGGAUGUCGAUCUACAAGAUGACCGCGUAACCAAUGACGUAAAUGACAUUAUUUACGCCGUUGAAUACGAAGAAGCACAUGGAGUUUCCUGGUUUGAUCUCCUUCGUGGCCGAACUGGCGAGGCCGGAACUUCAACUAUACGUCGUCUUGUCCUAGGAUGUGGAACCCAAGCCAUGCAACAACUUAGUGGUAUUAACGUAACAUCCUACUAUCUCCCUACCGUUUUAAUCUCCUCGGUUGGCCUCUCAAACACCCUCGCAAGACUCCUCGCUGCUUGCAACAGUGUAUCUUAUCUUGCAGCCUCACUCCUCGCUAUUCCGAAUGUUGAGCGUUGGGGAAGAAGAAAUCUCAUGAUGUAUGCAGCGGCCGGUCAAGCAGUCUGUUACCUCUUAAUCACCGUUUUACUUCGCUUCAACGAACUAGAAGGGUAUGCCCAUCAAAAAGAAGUCGCUUCCGCCUCCGUCGCAUUUUUCUUCGUAUACUACCUCUUCUUCGGUUUCGGCUGGCAAGGAGUCCCAUGGCUUUACCCCACCGAAAUCAACUCUCUCUCUAUGCGUACCAAAGGAGCUGCACUCGGUACAGCCACCAAUUGGAUCUUCAAUUUCAUGGUGGUAGAAAUCACACCUAUUGGAAUCGAGUCUUUGAGAUGGAAAUUCUACAUCAUCUGGACGAUUUUCAAUGCAUCAUUUGUACCGAUUGUUUAUUUCUUCUAUCCCGAGACGAGCGAUAGGACAUUAGAAGAUAUUGAUAGACUUUUCAGAGAAAAUGGAAGUGUAUUUGUAUUUAAGGAUGCAGAUGCGAUUAGUAGGAAGAGACCGGCUCGAUACUUCGAGGCGGAGGAUAGAAACGCGAGGAAGAUUUUGGGAAGUAGCGGGGGUAAGAAAGAUGAGGUUGGAUUUGGAGGUGCGGCGGCGGAACAUGAUGAAGUGGUUGAGUAUUAG